ACGAGACUAAAGGCAGACUCCGCCCCUCGAGCUGUCAAACUUAGAGGAGCUCACAAAGAGGAGGACGUCACAUCCCCUUGACCCUCCAAUCACCUCAGGGUCUCAUUUGAUUGGAAGGCGGCAAAGGCUUUAAUCUCGGACUAAUUCAGCUGCUUUUGAAGUGAACAUUUGUGCCAGUCCGUACUUGAGGAGUACAGAGCGAGGAGGCGCACACGGAGACGCACCCGCACCGCACAGCACCGCACAGCACAGCACCGCACCGCACCGGGAAAGGAAGGAAGGCGCAGCGCGCACGGUGCCAGACGCAGCCGCGCUUCGGUCUCGCCUCUGUGCGCUUUCACUUCACCACCAGGAGGAUUAAAUCUCCCGUUUUUUGUUUUUUGUUUUUUGUUUGUGAGGGAAAAAAGAGGCUCCACGCUCUCUUUUUUAAACCCAUCUUCUUAAUGAAUCUGACAAAAGCGUCGCCGUUUCAUUUCCUGACUAUUGGGACAUGAUCACGUCGCCCUCGGCGUCUGCCCUGAGAAAUAGUGAUACUUGUGCAGCCUGGGAUUCACGCAGCAGCAGCAGCAGCAGCGGCGUCAGCAGCAGCAGCAGCGGCGUCAGCAGCAGCAGUAGCAGCAGCAGCAGCAGCGUUAAUAUUCGGAAUAACAGCAUCAACAAGCCUUUUCUUCACUCCGCGCCUCCGUCUGAUCCACUACGGCAAGCGAAGCGUCUUCCCAUCAAGAUUUUGAAAAUGCUGACCGCACGGUCGGGACACAUCCUGCACCCGGAGUAUCUGCAGCCUCUGCCUUCCACCCCGGUCAGUCCCAUAGAGCUGGAUGCCAAGAAGAGUCCCCUGGCUCUGCUCGCGCAGACCUGCUCACAGAUCGGAAAACCGGACCCGCCGCCUUCAUCCAAACUCUCCUCCGUGACGCAAAACGGAUCUAGCGAGAAGGAAUCUAAAUCUGGUCCUUUGAAACUGAGCGACAUCGGCGUGGACGACAAGUCCAGCUUCAAACCUUACUCCAAGCCCUCGGAUAAGAAGGACGCGUCCUCCGCGGCAGAGAAGUCUGGUUUCCGAGUGCCGAGCGCCACCUGUCAGCCGUUCACGCCGCGGACAGGAAGCCCCAACUCCAGCACGUCCGCGUCCCCGAUGCCGUCUGAGGGCAAGUGCGGGGACCGGGACGAGAAGAAGGACGCGGACUGCGGGAAAAACGGCUCGAACGGUGGCUCGGACGGUUCUGGGACCACGAGCCACAGCAGGAUAAGCGUUAGUUGCGGUGGAAUUAACGUGGAGGUGAAUCAGCACCAGGAGACGACGCCCGGCUCUAAGAGCGCCUCUUCCUCGGAGUCUUCCUCCUCUGUCACGUCCGUUUCCUCCGCCUCGGUGCUCGGCUCGGGACUCGUGGCGCCGGUGUCUCCGUACAAACCGGGUCAGACUGUUUUCCCUCUGCCCCCCGCGGGGAUGACGUACCCGGGGAGUUUGGCCGGGGCCUACGCCGGGUACCCGCAGCACUUCCUGCCGCACGGCGGCAGCCUGGUGAACGCGCAGCUCGCCAGCUCACUGGGCUGCAGCAAAGCGGGCUCCAGUCCUCUGGCGGGCGCGUCCCCGCCGUCCAUCAUGUCCGCGAGCCUGUGCAGAGACCCUUACUGCCUCAGCUACCACUGUGCCAGCCACCUGGCGGGCGCGGCCGCCGGCGCCACCUGCGCGCACGACUCCGCUGCGGCCGCGGCCGCCGCGAACGCCCUGAAGUCCAGCUACCCGCUCAUGUACCCGACGCACCCCAUGCACGGCGUGCAUUCGUCCGCGCCGUCCUUCAGCGGACACCCGUUGUACCCGUACGGUUUCAUGCUCCCCAACGACCCGCUGCCGCACGUGUGCAACUGGGUCUCCGCAAACGGACCGUGCGACAAGCGCUUCUCCACGUCCGAGGAGCUGCUCAACCACCUGCGGACACACACGGCGUUCACCGGGGCGGAGAAGCUCAUCUCCGGCUACCCCGGCUCCUCCUCGCUGGCCAGCGCCGCCGCGGCGGCCAUGGCCUGCCACAUGCACAUGCCGCCGUCAGGGGCCCCCGGGAGCCCCGGGACUCUGGCGCUCAGGAGCCCGCACCACGCGUUAGGACUCAGCAGCCGCUACCACCCGUACUCCAAAAGCCCGCUGCCGCAGCCCGGUGCCCCGGUGCCGGUGCCCGCAGCCACCGGACCUUACUACUCUCCUUACGCACUGUACGGACAGAGACUGACCACAGCGUCCGCGCUGGGAUACCAGUGAACACACACACACACACACACACACACAAACACGCACACACACACAGACUGUGGAAAGUUUAUAAGAAUGCAAAUAUAAAGACUUUUAUACUUUAAA
Messenger RNA from Solea senegalensis (Senegalese sole), 2350 nucleotides. RefSeq names its product zinc finger protein 503. The transcript has 2 exons. Gene Ontology annotation, biological process: negative regulation of DNA-templated transcription. NCBI's taxonomy places the organism in Eukaryota, Metazoa, Chordata, Actinopteri, Pleuronectiformes, Soleidae. Bases 491 to 2254 code for a protein of 587 amino acids. Gene Ontology annotation, cellular component: nucleus. The record is from RefSeq and is a predicted model, not a curated record.